CCCCACCCCUUCCUCCUCACCACCACCCCCCUGACGCUUCCAACAUGGCGUCGGCAAAGUGAGACUUUGGGUUGAUAGUUUACGGCUCUCAUAAAGUCCUCCCGGGGCUCUCUUGCGCUCUUUGCGGCGCCACGGACGGUUCACCGGGGAUCUCACGUGCGCUGAUGCUCGGCUGUUUGCCGCCCCGGCCGCCGCCAUGUUCACCAAGAAGAAAAAGUCGCGCAUCCAGAUCUCGGCGCCGUCCAACUUUGAGCACCGCGUGCACACCGACUUUGACGAGCAAGAGCAGAAGUUCGUGGGCCUGCCCCGCCAAUGGCAGUCGCUCAUCGAGGACACGGCCAAGAGGCCCAAGCCUUUCAUCGACGCCACCGUCAUCACGACCGUCGAGCCGCACAAGCCCAUCGUGCGCGGCACUAAGCUGGGGGUGGAUGGCUCACUGACUUGGCUUCUGGACGAGUUUGACACCAUGUCGGUGACUCGCUCCAACUCAUUGAGGCGGGGCAGCCCCCCCGUGCAGCCUCGCCAGGAGAACGGAGACCCCCACCAACGACAGCCCUCGCAAUUCGACAGAGAGCGCUUGGGGUCAGACCCCCGCCACAAUCUGCAGCCCCACCGAGGCUCUCAGCGAGAAGACGGGCCCCACGCUCGGCCUCAGCAGCAACCUCGAGGCCAAGAGCCGGGCUGGGUCCACAGGGACAGACCGGGUUCCGGUCCCCCGCCACCACCGCCGCACAGAGACCGACAGCAUCGGGACCAGAACCAAGAUCAGGUUGUCCGCCGCGAUCCGCAUGGUGAACACAGACCAAAGUCCAGCUACCAGGUGCGGGAUGGCAGCCCUCAGUCCCCCCGGGAAAAGCGGCCUCUAUCGGGGCCCAACAUCCGCACGCCGAACCUGCCGGUGACCGACGGCGUGGCGAAGACCGCACAGCAGACGACGCGGCCGUUCAACACGUAUCCUCGGGCGGAAAGCGACGGGGGGCGCAGCCCCACCGGACCGCCGGUGCGCCCCAACGAGUCAUCCCCUCAAAACGGCCCCUCCGUCCCUCUCCGAGGAUCUUCCGGCUCUAAGCCUCCCGUCGGCCACCCUCACCACACCUCGUCGCAUCCCAGCCUGACACCCGAAGCCGGCCAGCACCCGCACACCCCUCACCCCGGCGUGCCGGCCCCACGGCCGCCGGCCCCCUCCGGCCUUCCGCCGCCUCCCGACGCCCGUUCCCCGCAGAGAGAGCCGCAGAGGGUCUCCCAUGAGCAGUUCCGGACGGCUCUGCAGAUGGUGGUGGAUCCCGGCGACCCCCGCACCUACUUGGAUCACUACAUUAAGAUCGGAGAGGGCUCCACGGGCAUCGUGUGCAUCGCCACCGUCAAGACCACGGGAAAACUGGUAGCUGUGAAGAAAAUGGACCUGAGGAAGCAGCAGCGCAGAGAGUUGCUCUUCAAUGAGGUGGUGAUCAUGCGAGACUACCACCACGAGAACGUGGUGGAGAUGUACAACAGCUACCUGGUGGGUGACGAGCUCUGGGUUGUGAUGGAGUUCCUGGAGGGAGGCGCGCUCACGGACAUUGUGACGCACACCAGGAUGAACGAGGAACAGAUUGCCACCGUGUGCCUGUCCGUCUUGAAGGCCUUGUCGGUGCUGCACACGCAAGGCGUCAUCCAUCGCGACAUCAAGAGCGACUCCAUCCUGCUCACGCACGACGGCCGGGUGAAGCUGUCCGACUUCGGUUUCUGCGCUCAGGUGUCAAAGGAAGUGCAGCGCAGGAAAUCUCUGGUGGGCACGCCGUACUGGAUGGCGCCUGAGCUCAUAUCACGACUUCCUUACGGUCCCGAGGUGGACAUCUGGUCUCUGGGCAUCAUGGUCAUUGAGAUGGUGGACGGGGAGCCGCCGUACUUCAACGAGCCACCGCUCAAGGCCAUGAAGAUGAUCCGAGACAACCUCCCGCCCAAACUCAAGAACCUGCACAAGGUGUCGCCGGUGUUGAAGGGCUUCUUGGACCGCAUGUUGGUGCGCGACCCGUCCCAGCGCGCCUCCGCUAGUGAGCUCCUGAAACACAGCUUCCUGAGCAAGGCCGGCCCACCGUCCUGCAUCGUGCCCCUCAUGAGGCAGAACCGCUUGAGAUGAGGACUACUUGUACAUUUUGGGCUUUUCUACUGUGGGGGGGGGGGGGGGGGACUGCGUGCGUGCGUGCUUUCCUCUGGAUACAAAGCAAUAAUUUGGGUUGAGUGACUGCGUGAGUGUUUGUGUGUGUUCACGACUCGAGCACGAUUCUCACUGUUAAUGAAAAGAACACGUACCGUAACCUGCCUAACCUGGAACUUUUAUUAUUAUUAUUUGGACCCGGCUUGGAUUUUGAAUGCUGACGGGGAGACACUGGUCCCGGGCCUGGCCCUGCCUGGACUUUUGACUACUGAAGGGUGCACACCAGCGGGGGGGAAAAAAAGAGCAGAACAUGAAGUCAGAGGUAAACACUGGAGUUGAUUUUGUUGCUUUUCUGCGUGUGCGUAUGAUGAGUGUCACUGUCAUAAGGUCUUGAGUUGAUUUUUAAAUGUUUAUGAUAAUUUGAUGUGAUGAUCAUGGUGGUGAUGAUGAGGAUAAUGAUGAUGAUUUUUCAAGCACUGUCAACACUAGAAGCUGCACACACACACACGUGCCACAACAUGACUGCAAUAUGAGUUUGACACAAUUAAUUCAAACAUGCAGCCACACACACACACACGUACAUACUGACAGACAGAUUGUCAUGUUGUGGCUGAUGUGUACAUACAGUUUUUUAAUUAACUUUUUAGCUCACACUAGUUUUUUACAAAAGGAAAUAGAUGACGCUGAUAUUUGAUACAGCGAUGAGGAUUUAUGACAACUUUACAAGCGGUGCUUCCUUUUCCCUCCCUGCCGUGAACGACGAACCUAAUUUGAUACCAAACAAACAUGGCUUUAGCGCGUAGCACAGAACAUAUAUGUUGUUAUUUUUAUACAUGGAAAUGUGCUUAUCAUGUAGCAGAGCUAGCUGGUACGUCCCUGGUCCGCUCCCAAGCAGCAGGGGGCAGCAGGGGGCAGCGUGCACACCUAUCCUUGCUUUGUUUCGUCUUGAUUCAUGUGUACUGUGUAGAUUUGACCUCCAAAACACUAACCACUCAGAGAGCCUGAAAUUAUUAUUAUUAUUGUUUUUUUGUAGUUUGACACUUCGUGAGUGAAGCGACAAUCAGGUGCACUUGAAAUUGGUAACGCUAAAAACAAAGAAGCCACUCUUUUGAGCCGAAACCUCACUCAAGAGCCCAAAUUUUGAAUGUGUAUCCAAGUUGUGUCAUUAACAUAUGUACACUAUAUCUGCAAAAUAUUAGUAUAAAUCUCGAAUGCACCAAAAUUAAAGUACCACCCUUCUGCACAAAUGUGUGGAAAAGUCAUGCUUUUCUGUUCCAUUAAAACAAGUAUUGACAAAAAAAAAGCCUUGGUGAGGACUCGGAGGUAAUGAGAUGCUCAGUAACGGCAAGCUAGCAUGUCGCGGAAAGAGGCUAGCUAACGCUGGCAACUACAACUAGUUGAAAUGUUAGACCAUUAUUGUUUGUAAAAUAAUUCCUGCUUUCAUUUUUUUGUGUUUUAUGAGUUACUAAAUGAUUUUCAUAAAGCAGAACGAAAUGACUAGACCAGCUAACUCCUGAUGACAAUGUUUUACAUCAAGAUCCAAGACACUAAGACGCAUAACAUUCCUUGCACCUUAAAAGUGUUUUCUUGGCUUUUUGUGCAACAAGAUGGCGUCUAAGAAGUAGAACAUAGUUACAAUGCUAUUCAAUGCUGCUGUGCUAGCAUCACAGAAAAUGGCCAGCCAACACUGCCGACUAGCUAGUUUUGUGCCAUUUUAAACUUCUUUGCGUGUAGAAAAUGUUUUUGAGCUGCAAGGUGGCAUCCCAAAAGGCUAGCUAACACUGGCGACUGCAGCUAGCUAGUUUUACACAUUCCUCACAUGUUAAAAAAGUUUUCCCUUGUACUGUGUGCCAAGUUGGAGUCUGAACAAGUAGAACAUGCUGACUACUUUUGACAAGUGACUAGGCUAGUUUUACGUCACGUUGUACAAUAUGACAUGCAUGGGGAAAUCCCUUGAAAGUUGACAAAAUUUUCCUUGGGGUUUUUGAGUCUAAGAAGCAGGGCAUAACUUUGUACUGCGACCGACUAUUCAUUAAUUCUCUCUCCAGAUCUUGUUCCCAAAUGUUUUUCUUCCAUUGCCAUCGUCUCUACAGCCGUUGUUGGUUUGAGUGCCUUCUUUGCCUCGCGUGGACGCUUUGACGUCAUCGCUGGCUAAAUGAUGGGUAUUUCAGUGUAAAUAGAGCAAAAGUUCCAUUCUGGUAGCUGAUGACAUCAUCAGCGCCUGCCUGUGUUGUCACUGGGAUUUGCGACAAAAUAAAAAACACUUUGCUUUUGAAA
Molecule: messenger RNA, 4414 nt
Organism: Syngnathus typhle (broad-nosed pipefish)
Lineage: Eukaryota; Metazoa; Chordata; Actinopteri; Syngnathiformes; Syngnathidae
Gene: pak4
Product: p21 protein (Cdc42/Rac)-activated kinase 4
Exons: 11
Coding region: 197-2119 (640 amino acids)
Biological process (GO): protein phosphorylation
Molecular function (GO): ATP binding; protein serine/threonine kinase activity
Source: RefSeq, a predicted model, not a curated record